AUGAUGAUGAUCUCAGGAGCUGCACUGUUCUGCACUGCACUCCUACUGAUAUCCACCGUCUCAGCUAAUGACGCAGUCACCGACUGUGACGCGUGCAGCAUGAACGCUACAUGUCAGAGCUCUCAGGGAGACGAAAACAUGAACCCAACAUGCAGCUGCAAGGCUGGCUUUGUGGGAGAUGGUCUUUCCUGCUACAACAGCAUGGCCUGUGCCAGUGGAGUCUGCUGCGCCUCCGGCUACCGCUGGUCCUCGGCGGAAGGCUGCGUGGACAUCGACGAGUGCGCUUCCUCUGAGGAAAACUGCCUCUCCCAUCUGGUCUGCGAGAAUACGCGCGGGUCUUUCGACUGCCAGACGCCCCCUGAACCCACCAGGGCCCCAGGAGCCCACCACAUUGCGAAGCGCAGUGUCAGCCCAAACUCCGUACUGUUCCGGUGCGGGGCUGUGAUGUGCGCUGCAGGACACGAUUGUUACACUGUUAAUGGCGUCGAGCAGUGCAGGGACCCGUGCACUUUCAACUCUCGCCUGGAUGAUCCAUGGCGUUCCACCAGCAACACUGGUCAAAACCCCUUGAAGUGUGAUAAUACUGUUGACUGGCAAGGCUGGUACCGUCUGUUCCUGGGGGCGGAUAGUGUGCAGAUGCCAGAGAACUGUGUUCCAGUGAGAAGAUGUGGGACCCACGCCCCACUCUGGCUCCCAGACGGCCACCCAAAACCAUCGGAUGGAAUCGUCUUGAGCCGCGUCUGUGGGCACUGGUCUUCGGACUGUUGUAACUUUGAAUCUAAUCCCAUCCACAUCAAGGCCUGUCCUAGAAAUUACUUUGUCUACAAGUUUGUCAACCCAUCUGCCUGUCAUUUGGGCUAUUGUGCAGAUGUCAACACCGCAGUGUGCGGGUCCUGCAGACAAGAUGAAUUGUGUGUGAGUGAGGACAAAGUCAACUGGCGGUGUGAGAGUCAAGGUAGGGGCCCCAGAGCUGGUGGACAGGUGUUGGGAGCCCCAGAGCUGGUGUGUGGGAGUAGCUUCAUCCAGGUGGGGUUAGACAGCUCUGUCCUGGCGGGCAAAGGUCUGAAUGCAUCAUCCGCUCACCUGGCCAACUUCCGCUGCAAGGCACUCAAUGAGACAAAAGGCGUGGUGUGGUUUCGGAUAGAGCGCAAGAGGGAGAGCUGUGGGACCCAGCUGAGGACAAAUAUCACCCAUGCCACUUAUUCCAACACUUUAUUUGUUUACCCUGUUACCAUUGGAAAUAUAACCUUCUCCAUUCCGGAGAAAAUCCCGUUCUCCUGCGUGUAUCCUCUGCACACUGAAACCAGCCUGGAUGUGGCCAUCAGACCUCAACUGUCGCUGGAGGGAGCAGUGGUGCGGGCAGGCUCCAGGCCCAAUGCGGUCAUGUCUCUCUACCGCAACGCCGACUACACAGACCCCUACUCCUCGGGCCGGGUGCUCCUGCCCCUAGGCUCCGCCCUGUAUGUGGGCGUGUCUGCAGAGGAAGCAGCUUCAGACAGGUUUGCUGUCAUUCUGGAGAGCUGCUACGCCACACCCACUGCUGACUCGGAUGGCCCCUCGCGCUUCUCCCUGAUCCAGAACAGGUGUCCUAGCAACCGUCGCUUGGUGAGGGUAGAACAGAGUGGGCCCCUUCUCCCCGGCCGUUUCACCGCCUUGAUGACCUUAUUCUCCACUGACUACGGCACCAUCUUCCUGCACUGCAGUCUGAGCAUGUGCGACCCAAGACAGCCCACUUGCACCCAGAAAUGCAAGUCCAGGGUGUCCCGGUCUGUCUCCCUUAAGAAAUCCGUGACCUUUGGACCCAUCACCUGGCAUGCGGGGAACGAAAAGAAGAAGCUAGAAAUGAUUUGA
Molecule: messenger RNA, 1851 nt
Organism: Conger conger (European conger)
Lineage: Eukaryota; Metazoa; Chordata; Actinopteri; Anguilliformes; Congridae
Product: uromodulin-like
Exons: 9
Coding region: 1-1851 (616 amino acids)
Biological process (GO): neutrophil migration
Cellular component (GO): apical plasma membrane; cell surface
Molecular function (GO): calcium ion binding
Source: RefSeq, a predicted model, not a curated record